Zootermopsis nevadensis is the source of this 581-nucleotide messenger RNA. The record is from RefSeq and is a predicted model, not a curated record. NCBI's taxonomy places the organism in Eukaryota, Metazoa, Arthropoda, Insecta, Blattodea, Termopsidae.
UGAGCUGUGGUUUUUGCUCGGAAAUGGGAUUUUCGCGAUGAAUUUGUUUUUCUGAAGGUCGCGGACUGCUCCCCUCCUCCUGUAUCUCUCUGUCAGCCUAUGACGUACUUUAGUGUUAUGUUACCAUGCAGUGUCUUCCACGACGCCAGACGGUCUUCAACUUGCAACUCAGCAUUCGCAAUUUUUAUAAAAAAAAUCAGGAUUUGCGACCGUUUGCCAGUGAUUUCCCUGCCAAUGUCAUUCUCCAUGUUUCGAGCAGUCCCUGGCUUUUCCCCAUGUGCCCAGGGAUCAUCGUGACAAACAAGGUGCAUGGAUUUUGUAGCUGUCUAAUGUCUAUGGAAGUUCGCUUUUGUGCCGCUUUCAGACUGUGGGAAACGAAUGGGGUGGAAAAACAUGUGGGCGAGACAUCUGCUCCAGCUGGAGGGUUGAAUGAAGCCGAGAUGAAUGGACUGGGAAAAGAAAAGUUGUCUUCACUCUCAAAACGGUACGGUAGAAACAAGGAAGAGAGAGAGAGAGAGAGAGAGAGAGAGAGAGAGAGAUGUUGCACACACUUAACAAGACGUGUCUCGUCAAGACAAUGA